GGGCACAUGUACCUAGCAGCCUACUCCCUCUUCUUCAUCGUGGGCUUCCUGGCUAACUGCCUGUCUAUGUAUGUGGCCUGGGUGUUAAUGAGGAAAGGAAACAACUUGGCCGGGUACCUGGUGAAUCUGUCCAUCUCAGACUUCCUCUAUACGGUCUCCCUGCCCGUAUGGAUCGAGCUGGCCCUGGGUCGGCCCGUAGGGGACACCUUCUGUAGCCUGGUGUCUGUGGUGAUGUACAACAGCUUCUACAUCGGGUCUGGUCUCCUCUGCUGCAUCUCAGUGGAUCGCUACCUGGCCGUGGUCUAUCCUCUCUACUUCAACUGGGUGCGGCAGGUGCGUACUUCAGUGGCAGUUUGCACUGCAUUGUGGUAUGUAGAACUGUCUAUCCACAUCUAUCUUCUUCACCAAAAGGGGGAGCUGCAGGACUUCUCCGUCAGGCAGCUGUGUAAGGAGGGUAUGCCCAUGGCUCAGAAGGAUGCCAACGUUACUCUGACCAGGGUGGAUCUGGGGUUCCUGCUCCCCCUUCUCAUCAUGACCUUCUGCUUCCAUCAGAUUGUUUUGGCACUCCGUGACAGUGCCUCCUUGCUGGCCCGGGAGCAGAGGAAAGUCAGCCUCCUGUUGCUGCUCCUCCUGGUGACAUAUGUGGUGUAUAUGGGAUAA
Oncorhynchus masou masou (cherry salmon) is the source of this 660-nucleotide messenger RNA. Its product is annotated as ovarian cancer G-protein coupled receptor 1-like. The record is from RefSeq and is a predicted model, not a curated record. Bases 7 to 660 code for a protein of 217 amino acids. Gene Ontology annotation, molecular function: G protein-coupled receptor activity. The transcript has a single exon. Gene Ontology annotation, cellular component: membrane. Lineage: Eukaryota; Metazoa; Chordata; Actinopteri; Salmoniformes; Salmonidae. Gene Ontology annotation, biological process: G protein-coupled receptor signaling pathway.